Messenger RNA from Striga hermonthica, 1422 nucleotides. NCBI's taxonomy places the organism in Eukaryota, Viridiplantae, Streptophyta, Magnoliopsida, Lamiales, Orobanchaceae. The record is from the annotation of a GenBank genome assembly.
AUGGACAGAGCUGUCCACGCGGCGGCAAGGGGGGGCAAUUUGGGGAUUUUGGUGGAGCUUUUGGGGGACGGCGGCGAUGUUCUGGCUUACAGAGAUAGUCACGGUUCGACGGUGCUGCACACGGCGGCCGGCAGGGGACAUGUUGAGGUUGUCAAACAUCUGACAUCAUCCUACGACAUCAUCAACUCGGUCGACAACCGAGGCAAUACUUCCCUACACGUGGCUGCAUACUACGGCCGAUUGCCCAUCCUCGAGUUCCUAAUAUCCUCCUCUCCUUCGCUAAUCUCUGUUGCAAACGUUGAUGGAGACACUUUUCUUCACUCGGCAAUCAUGGGCUUCCGAGCUCCGAAUUUCCAAAGGCUCGACCACCACACAAACCUCAUGAAAAAGCUCCUCGAUGGGUUCGUCUUGAAAAAACUCGACGACAUCAUCAAUGUUCAGAACAAAGACGGGCGUACCCCACUCCACACGGCUAUAAUCCUCGACAUUCCAUCCGAAAUCGUCGAGUUAAUCUUGUCCGUCCGAUACAUCGAUCUAAACGUCCGAGAUUGCGAAGGGAACACCCCGCUUGAUUUACUUUUUGCGCGGACGAAAACGCCCUCCUCUGAGAUUUUGAUCAAACGGAUUGUCUCGGCUGGCGGAGUUUUUUUCUCCGAGCGAAAAUCGAGAGAUUCCAUUUCCCUCGUUUCUCGUCCGGUAUUAAUGGGUAGUCCGGGGAUUUCUUUCAAGAUCCCGGAUGCCGAACUUGUCGAAAAUGAUGUAGAAAAAAACGGCUACUCGAAGGAAAUCGAGGUUGUAAUAAGUUCUCCUCAUUCCCAAUCGAUCUCGACCGACUUAAAGAAAUCGAGCUCGAUGAGCGGAGGAAAGUCGCGUCUCGGGAAUUUCCUCCGUUGGCUCGGGAAAAAGGAGAAAAGCUCGAGUGGGUCCGAUUUCGGGGGAGAAGAUGACACUCUUUCGUUCAAGUCAUACACAAUGGGUUCGAGCUCACGGGACAGCCCGGUUUCACUAAGGCAACAAUUUUUUAGGCCGAAUUCUUCUUCUCUAGCGAGCAACAAAAGGAUAAUGUCCUUGGAGAGUAACGGGUCGGGCCCAUCGGGUAACAGGAAGAAGUUGGGGGCUCACGAUGUUCGUCAGGUGCUGCCAAAAUCGAACCUCGGUUCGCCUUGCAGCGCGUUUUCCGAGUCUUCUUGGACGUCCCCACUUUCGGUCAGCCAGUGCUCGAAUCAAUCACCGAGCCUCGAUAAAAUGAAGAUGAAGCGGAGGCUCGGCUCGUUUAACUUGAGGUCGAUGAACAAUUACUUCUGUUUAGGGAAUCGGAGCUUGGCGAUCGAGAAGUCGAUCAAGUCACAGUCACAGCCAUUGCCGGAGCCGGAGCCGGAACCUUAUGGUUUGGAGGAUCAGGAAAAAAGUGUACUUUUGUAG